UACACCGGUGCAACACUCUCUCUCUGCUGCGAUUUUGUUAGUGUGGGAGGGACACUUAUGGCACUUAUUGUAGCUCUCAGCUGUGAGCGGACUGUCAUGAAAUAGUUAAUCGUCAAGUCGUUUUCAGUUUCAUAUCGGUAUGGCGGAUCUAUUUAAAAGUGCACUUGGCUACUUAGGAACCAAUGGCGGCACGGCGGAAAAUGACUUUGUGGGACAGCAGGUGGAAAUCAACGGAAUUCGUCUUCGUAUAAAGAAGCUGAUAGCAGAAGGUGGUUUUGCCUAUGUAUAUGUUGCACAAGACAUUAGUAGUGGGAAGACCUAUGCUCUGAAGCGGCUGUUGGGUGCAGAUCAGGUUGCCUGUGACUCCAUUCGCCAAGAAAUUUCGGUAUCUAAGCAGCUAUCAGGACAUCCCUACAUUGUGGAGUUCAUAGCAGCAGCAGCCAUAGAUAAGACUCAGAGCAAAGAGAAUCGAAAUGAAUUCCUCCUCCUAAGUGAAUUAUGCACAGGAGGUUCACUUGUGGAUGCGUUGCGAAUUCUUGAGGGAAAAUCAUUAUCAGUGAGUCAGGUGUGCACAAUUAUGUAUCAGACUACAAAAGCCGUCCAGCAUAUGCAGGCUCAAAAUCCUCCUGUCACUCAUCGGGACCUGAAAGUGGAGAAUUUGCUCAUUAGUGAAUCUGGUCAUAUCAAACUAUGUGACUUUGGUUCAUCAAUGACAACGACUUAUUCAGUUGAUCUAGGAUGGAGUGCACAUCAACGAGCAAUGCUGGAAGAUGAGAUGGCAAAACACACCACACCAAUGUAUCGUGCUCCAGAGAUGCUAGAUACAUGGAAUAACUAUGCCAUUAAUGGUCAAGCGGAUGUCUGGGCUCUGGGGUGUAUCCUUUACUACUUAUGUUAUCUUAAACAUCCUUUUGAGGAUUCUGCUAAGUUAAGAAUUGUGAAUGGAAAUUUUGCCAUUCCUCCUAAUGAUGGCAAAUAUGAAUGCUUUCAUGAACUCAUAAGAGGUAUGCUUAAAGUGGACCCAAACCAGAGAUUUAAGGUAUCAGAUAUCUUGGAAAGAUUGGCUGCCAUUGCAGAGACCAAGGGUUUCGACAUGAAGGUCCCAUUAACUAUAAAAUGCAAGAAAAUUGAUUUAAUAUCCCCAGUGCAGCAGCUUGAAAGUAAUGGCAGGGUUAGUGACAGGCGCUCGGCUGUUCCUGACCGUCCCCCUGCCCGUCCCCCUGUUCCACGAUCUCCUUUACCUCAGCGACCGCCACCUCCAGGUUCUCAACCCCAGCAAGGCAUGAGUGGGCAAAAUGUACAACCUCAACAACAACCAGCUGCUGGUGGUGGUGGUUUAUUUUCCUCCAUUAAGGGGUACUCAGGCAGUAUCUUCAAGAACCUCAAGGAUACAUCUAGCAGAGUCAUGCAGACUGUUAGCCAGUCAAUAACUCGGACAGAUCUUGAUCUGUCUCACAUUACGUCACGUGUAAUUGCUAUGUCUUACCCAGCUGAGGGCUUGGAGUCGGCGUACAGAAAUCAUGUUGAAGAUGUUAAAGCGGUUUUGGAUGGGAGGCAUCCAGGCCAUUAUGUGAUCUAUAAUGUAUCUGGUCGUCAGUAUCAUUCAACAAAAUUCACUUCAAGAGUGGUUGAAGGAAACUGGUCAGGCAAAAAAGCCCCAACAUUAGGGGCUCUGUAUAACUUGGCAUGCAGUAUCCAUGAUUAUUUAGCUAAAGAUCCUAAAAACGUCGUAGUAAUCCACUGCAUUGAUGGUAAAGCUUCAACUGCAAUGCUGGUGUGUUCAUUCCUUCUGGUAUCUCAUGCUUUCAAAAGACCUGAACAAGCACUUAGUAUGUUUGCAAUUAAAAGAUGUCCACCUGAUCUUCAGCCAUCACAGUUCAGGUAUCUUGAGUAUAUCCGUGAUCUGGUGUCCUCUCCACCAACACUGCCACAUUUUAAGCCCAUGACCCUGACAUCAGUCAUUGUGUCACCAAUCCCAUUCUUUACACAGAGAAGGGAUGGAGCACGUCCAUAUGUAGAAGUUUGGCAGGGCGACCAUAAAAUGCUUUCAACCUUACAAGAGUAUGACCAUAUGAGACUGUAUAUGUCACAAGACAAUAAGAUCAUCAUACCUGUCAAUAUACACCUGGUGGGGGAUGUAUGUGUAUAUAUUUAUCAUGCUCGGAAGAUGAUGGGAAAGGUGAUAGGGGUGAAGAUUGCUCAGUUGCAGUUUCACACAGGCUUCAUUCCAGAAGAAGAUACCUCAUUAAAGUUUAGUCU
Messenger RNA from Cherax quadricarinatus, 2259 nucleotides. The record is from RefSeq and is a predicted model, not a curated record. NCBI's taxonomy places the organism in Eukaryota, Metazoa, Arthropoda, Malacostraca, Decapoda, Parastacidae.